AUGAUGCGAUCCGGCCGUCAAAGGAAUGACAAGAACUCCUUGCCCACUCCCACAACCACCGUUCAAAAACAACGAUUAGCUCAAAGCCAAUCUAACCCAGUCCACACAAACCGCCCCAACAAGCGAGCACAUUUUGACAACGACGACGACAUGGAUUUCGAGGACGAAGACGACGACCUUGAUAACGACCUCACUGAAGCUACACCCGAUUCCACUGACACCGAUUCAUUGAUAACCCCCAACCUAACAAACUAUCACGAACUUGGCAUGCAAUGGGGUCCUUCGCGAGCCGAAAAGCACCUCGCCGACCUCAAGCUACACAAGAACAACCAAAUGUCAGGCAUGGGGCUCUAUGAGGCACAAGCCCUCCAAUCGCAAUACGAGUUAGAUAAAACAAUGCUAUGCAUUGUCUUGAAGGUCAGCAGAAGAGUCAUGGACGACGCGCUGUUAGAAGGCCCCCUCGCACGCGAGCCAAACAUGUAUAACAAUUAUCAAACAUAUAGUAAGGUUGCCACCUUGACUUCCAUGCCACCCAAGGGAGUUUCCGAAGGCUUUAGCGAACGCAAUAAGAUUGUAGGUUCAACUUGGUCAACAUACGUUGAUGAAGAGCAAGAUGUCUUUACCCCCAGGCUCUUUGAGCGCCUCUGCGUAGCAACCAGUGAGGCGUAUGCACUCACCACAACUCCGCUUGGGAUCUCAGCUUCGGUCGCUGUUCAAGAAGCAACCCCUGAUACCCGUCCUUCCGAUCUCGAACCACUGACCCAGGAGGAACUCGAAACCUACGUACCAAUAUUCGAACGCUUGGUUAAUUUACAAAAAGUUUUGCGUGACCUCCACCAGGGACGACUUUGGAGACACAGCGGCAAAUCAACCAACCGGUCAUCUGAGCUGCUAAUGAGGCGCGAAAUUAGUAAGAUCAUUCGUCAGCUUAAUGUAUUGGUGCAUCAUUUCAACUUACAAUUCCACCUGAUGAUUGCAUGUUGGAACCCGGGCACCUCCAACGCCCGAGCCCUCUACCAGUCUGAGCAUACAUCAUGUGAAAGAUGGGUUUGGCUACAACAGAAAAAGCAUCUUCUGGAGUGUUUUACCUUCGAAUCUACCAAGGCGCCGGGGCAUCUCCGAGCGCAACAUGGUGACCCCAAGCCGCAAACAGAAUCCGCAGCCCGACAAGCUGCAAAGCGAUCCGAACUAGCGACGUCCCUAAAUGAUCUAAUAGCAGCUCCUUACCUUACCGGUGGGUAUAAGGGCAAAGGAGAUGCUCACCCCAAGUGUUCGAAUUUGGGUGAAGCUUUUGCCAAGAAGAAUUUCCAAGGCAACGUGGCUCUUGGCUUUCACUGUACCUCUGACAGCCAGGUGACCGACGAGAUGAUAUCGAAGGGUCCCGGCUGUCUUACCAAUGACGAAGUGGAAGCGUGGCUCAAAGAUAUUGAAUCAAACAAUUACACUAUUAUCAAGGUGGAGAACACCAAGACAAAGAAACGUAAGACCAAGAAACGUGAAAAAAACGACCAAUUAACUGCUGCAGAGGCCGCCCUAGAUGACGAGGAAACAAUACCCGAGAAAGAGUUGCAGCCGACCUCUUUGAAGAGCAAAUCCCGACCCGCAGUUCUUGACGAUCAAAGCCUAGAUCCAAGCCUAGAGGAGCUGUAG
Messenger RNA from Melampsora larici-populina 98AG31, 1650 nucleotides. RefSeq lists its product as uncharacterized. The transcript has 5 exons. Lineage: Eukaryota; Fungi; Basidiomycota; Pucciniomycetes; Pucciniales; Melampsoraceae. The coding region runs from base 1 to 1650 and encodes 549 amino acids. The record is from RefSeq and is a predicted model, not a curated record.